Messenger RNA from Apis florea (little honeybee), 2986 nucleotides. It is a transcript of the gene atl, whose product is annotated as atlastin GTPase. NCBI's taxonomy places the organism in Eukaryota, Metazoa, Arthropoda, Insecta, Hymenoptera, Apidae. Gene Ontology annotation, molecular function: GTP binding; GTPase activity. The record is from RefSeq and is a predicted model, not a curated record.
UAAUUGCCUUUCGCGGCGUGUAAUAUCAAGCUAUACGGUAUAACAUCUAUACGCGUUAACCAUCGUCGAUACAAGGUGACACACCGCAAUCGUCACCCAGGUUUCACCGGUAUUCACCGAUUGUGGGAUACUGCCAACUGGUGGAGUUCGCCGCUGCUCUGACCGCUGUUGCUCAUCGGCCAGGCCACCACCACACACAGCAGGAUAUUUCUAGUCGGUUGCCAUGUACGAGUUAGUGCUCGACCGUGUGAGCACCUGUACGUGUCGGUCCAUCGUGCUGCCAUCGUUUCCUCCCGGGGUCGGUCCAGUCGAUUUUCCUUUUUGGUCCGUUAGUGGAAUAGCACGAAGCUUAAGUGUGUCGAAUGUGAGGCAACCGACAGGAUGAGCGAAACGAGGAAGGCAAUCCGGAAACGGGAGGAGCAGCAAUCGCCCAGGCCUAGACAACAACCGAUCAGGCCACCGAGAACGAAGACGCAACAGGCUCGUGACAAUAAGGCUAUCGAUCGGCACGAGAAUCGUGUCAAGAAAGCACCGAUGACGGCCCUCGAUGAGAACGUGAACCGUGUUCCACGGGUAUACACAAACGAAAGAGAAACAGAAAAUCAAUCGGGUUGGCAAGAAAGAAUAGAACGUCUCUCGAUGAAUAGUCAGGAUAAUAAUACCUCGGACUUAGGACACCCUGUACAAAUCGUGCUUGCUCAUCCAGAUCACAGUUUUGAAUUAAACGAAGAAGCUUUAUCAAAAAUUCUCCUUGAAGAUGAUAUUAAAGAUAGGAGUGUAGUUGUUGUGUCGGUAGCGGGUGCUUUCAGAAAAGGCAAAAGCUUCCUGCUUGAUUUUUUCUUGCGAUAUAUGAACAGUAAGUAUAAUAACAACAAUCAAACGGACUCCUGGUUGGGUAAAGAAGAUGAACCAUUACGUGGAUUUUCGUGGAAAGGAGGAUCUGAAAGAGACACGACAGGCAUAUUAAUGUGGUCAAAAGUUUUCCGUGGUACUUUACCAGACGGUGAAAAUGUUGCUGUGAUUUUAAUGGAUACACAAGGUGCUUUCGAUAGUCAGUCCACCGUGAAGGAUUGUGCGACUGUGUUUGCUCUAAGUACAAUGUUGUCAUCUUUACAAAUUUAUAAUCUAUCACAAAAUAUCCAAGAGGAUGAUCUUCAGCACUUGCAACUUUUUACGGAAUAUGGUAGGCUGGCGUUACAAAACUCUGGGCGCAAACCAUUCCAAAAGUUACAGUUCUUAGUAAGAGAUUGGAGUUAUCCUUAUGAAGCGAAAUAUGGUGCAGAAGGUGGAAAAGAGAUAUUGAACAGAAGAUUAGAAAUUUCUGAUAAACAACAUCCAGAAUUGCAAAGUCUAAGAAAACACAUUAAAUCGUGUUUCUCGGAUAUAUCUUGUUUUCUCAUGCCACAUCCAGGUUUAAAUAUUGCCACUAAUCCUCAUUUUGAUGGUAGAUUAGCAGAAAUUCAACCAGAAUUUAAGGAACAACUCAAGAUAUUAAUACCGAUGUUGUUAGCUCCGGAAAAUUUAGUUACAAAGAAAAUUGAUGGACAAAUUGUAAAAGCGAGGGAUUUGUUGGAAUAUUUCAAAAGCUAUAUGAAAAUUUACAAAGGAAAUGAGCUUCCUGAACCAAAAAGUAUGUUAGUGGCAACAGCAGAAGCAAAUAAUUUAGCUGCAGUUACAGAAGCUAGAGAAUUUUAUAUGCGAUUAAUGGAAGAUAUUUGUGGAACAAAAAAACCAUAUUUAACAACACAACGUUUAGAGGAUGAGCAUGCACGUUGUAGGGAUAAAGCUAUAUACAAAUUUCAGAAUAAAAGAAAAAUGGGAGGAGAAUCAUUUAGUCAAACUUAUACAAAAAAAUUAUGUCAGGAUAUGGAUAAAGCUUUUGUUCACUUUAAAGCACAAAAUGAAAGUAAAAAUGUUUUUAAAUCGACGCGAACUGCAGGAGUAUAUUGCGCAAUUGUUGCCAUUAUGUACUUCUUAUCCUCUAUAUUUGGUUUUACUGGAUUAUAUCUACUAGCAAAUAUUUGUAACUUCAUCAUGUGCAUCUGUAUAUUAACCUUAAUGUUAUUGGCAUAUAUUAGAUACAGUGGUAAUUAUGACACAAUUGGAAUAGCAAUAGAUGAAGUGGCUAAUGUUUUAUGGAAUAAUUUAAUUAAGCCAGUCUAUCAACAAGUUGUGGAGAAGUCAGUGUCCGUAGCAGUGGCUCAAGCUGCUGAAAUGGCUACAAAUACAACAAUGAAUGCCACUGUCACUGCCAAUGGCAAGCCUAAACUAACAUGAUGUUCAUUCCCUUUGUGUCCCAAUUUCUUAAGUGCAUUAGAAAUAUACACCAAUGUAUUAAAACCAGUAAGUGACAUAACAAAAUUUAAUUGUUUUUACCAUGUAAUAUGAGGCCAUAAAUAGCUAUUUCUUUGUUAAGUCACAAGGAGGGACUGUGCGUUGAACAUAUUUAUUUAAAAUGACUGUGAAUGUAUAUACAAUAUAUUUUGAUUAUAAUUCCCUCUAGAUUGUUGAAAAACAUCACUAUUGUCUAUGAUUGAUAUUACAUUGUUAAAAAAAUAAAAUUCCACAAUUACUGGUAAAAAAUAUUGUUUGGAUAGAAGCUAUUGUUUUGGGGUUGUUAAUGUUUAUGAUCAAUUUUAAUUUUUUUUAUAUUACAAUAUAUAAAUAUAUAUACAUAUGUAUACCAUAAAAAAACAAAGUGUAAACAAGUUUUUAAAAACAGUAUACUUCUACAUUUUUUGAUAAUAUUAAAUUCACAUUUAGCUCUUUAGUUAGGAAAAUAUAUUUAAGCGCAUUUCAAGAUCACAAAAAAAAAAUAUAUUAAAAUAUUUUUGAAAAGGAAUUUUAAUAAUACACACUUUGUAUAUUUAUGCAUUAUUCUAUGUAUAUGAACUAACAUACUUAAAUUAUAUCCGUGCCAGAUUUAUUCUACAUCAGUUACUAUUGUAUUGAUUAAUUUUUUUAAUAAACUGAAGUGUAAAUACUA